AGGCUGUUUCAGACAGCUAGCUGUGGCCUCUCCUGGUCAACACCAUGAUCAAGGCCCCCAGUGACCAUCUGCUGGACUCCCUGGAGGAGCUGGUGCCCGGUGACUUUGAGAAGUUCAAGUUUAAGCUGCAGAACACCAGCCUGGAGAAGGAUCACUCCCGGAUCCCCCGGAGCCAGCUCCAGAAUGCCAAGCCAGUGAAGCUGGCCACUCUGAUGAUCACCCACUAUGGGGAAGAGUAUGCUGUGAGGCUGACCCUGCAAGUCCUGAGGGCCAUCAACCAGAACUUCCUGGCAGAGGAGCUUGACAGGGCCAUCAGACCAGAGUAUCUGAUACAAGAAAGUGGCCCAAACAGUUCAGCAACGUCUUGUUCCUCUGGGGAGAAUAAGCCCAAGGGCCUGAGGAUACCAGAUGGCCUGGAAGGUGAUAGGCAGCGGCAAAGUGGUGAUGGGGCCCUCAGCCUGCCACCCAGCCAGCAUGAGGCUGGAAGGGGGCCCCAGAAGAAGCCUCAGGGCAAACGGAGAGAUCAGAAGGGCUCUGAGGGCCUGGAUGUGCUGGGCAAGCCAUGGGCCAGAAGCAUGACUCUGUCCCCCAGGAGAAGCCUACUCCCUGGUAAGCCACAGGGGGAGAAGUGGAGUCCUAGUGUCAGGCUACGCAGGAAUGCCAGCUCUUUAGGAACGCUCCAAGGACUUGACUGUGGGUCGCCUACUGGGUCCCUAGGAAGAGUAAAAUCCAGGAUCUCUGAAGAACACUUACCUUCAGGGCAGAAGCGACCCAGAAGUCUUGAAUUUACCUUUUUUUUGGGAGAGAGGGAACCUCCCAAUCCAGAAACUCUUCUGCCUCAAGAGAAAAUAAGAAGUGAUCAUCCAGACUCAGCAGCCACCGCCAGUGAAGUGGCCACUCUGGAUGUAGGCGCUACUGUGGCUCCAGAGAAAGGCUCCAAGAAUCCAGAACACAGCCUGGUUGGGAAGCCACAGGAUGAGGCUGUGUAUCCCCUUUGUCGUGCCCAGGAAGGAGAUGAUUCCUGCAGAUACUCCGUUGCUUCUAGGUAUCCUAAGACCUCAGGCAAAUGCUCACCCAGCAGCUUCCUAAGCCUGGCCUCACUCACAGUAAAUAACUCUGAAGACUACAAGCAGCAAGAAGGACUGCAGAUAGCCAGCUUGAGUCCCAAGUCCUUGCCACAGUGUGAGCGACACAUGAAGCAGGUCCAGCUGCUCUUCUGUGAGGACCACAAGGAGCCUAUCUGCCUCAUCUGCAGGCUGAGUCAGGAACAUCAAGGCCACUGGGUGCGCCCCAUCGAAGAGGCUGCCCUGGAAUACAAGGAGCAAAUUCAAAAGCAGCUGGAGCAUCUGAAGGAGUUGAGAAAAUCUGGGGAGGAGCAGAGAUCUCAGGGGGAUAAGAAGACUGCAAAAUUCCUGAAACAAACUGAAACCCAGAAGCAGAGACAUCGGCACCAGUUGGAGCAGCUGUACCAUCUUCUGGAGCAGCAAGAGAAGCUCUUUGUGGCCUCAAUAGAGGAUCUGAACCAGACCAUUGGCCAGGUCAGGGAGAAAUAUAGCACCCAAGUAUCCAGAGACAUUGCCCUUCUUGACGAGCUGAUUGGGGAGCUGGAGGCCAAGCAGUACCAGCCGGAAUGGGAGCUCAUGCAGGACAUCGGAGUCACCCUGUACAGGGUCAAGAUGGCGACUGUUCCUAAGCCAUGGAACACUCCUCCAGAGGUGGAAAAAAAGAUCCACUUGAUCUACCAGAAAUCAGAGUUUGUGGAGAAGAGCAUUAAGUCCUUCUCAGAAACCCUGCGUUCAGAAAUGGACACCUUUAAUUUUCCAGAACUGAUUUGCGCUCAGGCACAUGCUGUUAAUGUGAUUCUGGAUGCAGAAACUGCCCACCCCAACCUCAUCUUCUCUAAUAACCUGAAGAGCGUGAGACUUGGAAACAAGUGUAAUCGUCUACCUGAUAAUCCAGAAAGAUUUGAUAGUUGCAUCAUCGCCCUAGGCCUUCCAAGCUUCCUCUCUGGCCGCCAUUACUGGGAAGUGGAGGUGGGAAACAAGACAGGGUGGAUCCUGGGCAUCUGCAAGGCAUCCGCGAGCAGGAAGGGGAGCAUGACUCUGUCACCCGACAACGGCUAUUGGGUGGUGAUGAUGAUGAAGCGGAAUGAGUACCAGGUGUCCACCAUUCCCCCAACACGCUUGCAGAUAAGGGAACCCCCCAGACGUGUGGGCAUCUUCCUGGACUACAAGGCUGGAGAAAUUUCCUUUUACAAUGUAACAUACAAAUCCCUCAUCUACACAUUCACCAGUUUCUCUUCUUCUGGGCCCCUUCAGCCUAUGUUCAGCCCCGGAACACAUGAUGGAGGGAAGAACACGGAUCCUCUAACCAUCUGUCCAGUGGGUGACCAGAGGCCUCACUGAAUGCCCAACACUUUGCAUCUCUCUUCUGGCUCCCAGCCUUGU
Molecule: messenger RNA, 2447 nt
Organism: Neomonachus schauinslandi (Hawaiian monk seal)
Lineage: Eukaryota; Metazoa; Chordata; Mammalia; Carnivora; Phocidae
Gene: MEFV
Product: MEFV innate immuity regulator, pyrin
Exons: 11
Coding region: 45-2405 (786 amino acids)
Molecular function (GO): protein binding; zinc ion binding
Source: RefSeq, a predicted model, not a curated record